CACCACGCCAGCAGCGGCUCCGCCAUGCGCUGUGUAUCCGCCGGCACACGCUGAUGAUGCGCUGGGUACGGGAAGCGGCGUGGCUCAGAACACGUUUCCACCACCUCCAGCGGAGCACCGGUGGUAAUGGGGUCCGCGAUGCAGGUGAAGCUGUGCGGGGCUGCCAGUGGGCGGCUGGGGACGCUGGUGGGGCUGGGCAGAAGCGGGGCCGCCGUGCUGCCGCUGCCGGGGUGCCUGCUCUACACGCGGACCGGCUCGGCGCCGCACCUCACCCACGACACGCUGCAGACGGUCGGUGGCGUCCCCGCCGUGGCGCAGAUCACCCUGCCCACCCUGGCAGAUAUUCAUGAGGUCCUGGAAGAAUACAAAGAAGGAGCUGCAAAAUUCAUAGGUAUGCCAGAGAAGGUGCUGUACUGCUCCCUUCAUGACCCUGUCACUCCGUGUCCAUCUGGCUACAACACUAACAAGACAGUGUCCCUGUGGGGAAGCUCAGGGCGCAUAGAAAUCACAGCUUCCAAGUUCAUGGAUAUGCAGCGGGCUAUCCAGCCAGAUUGGUUCCAGUGCAUCUCUGAUGGAGACACCAUUUCUGGAGAAGCUGGUAGAAAAAGGGCCAAGAAGUCUGUGGACAGGUCACUUUCCUUCCUGGAUGCAUGCCUUCAGAUCCUAGAAAAAUCACCGGAACUACAAAGAAGUGUGAUGUUUGGGGCAAUUGAAGGUGGAGAUACCCUGGAAGAGAGGAUCAGAUCAGCCAGGGAGACUGCCAAGCGGCCUGUGGGUGGCUUUCUGCUAGAUGGCUUCCAGGGACGUGCCAUGGCCAAGGAGACCAAGUUGAAACUGAUAACUUCUGUCAUUGCAGAGUUGCCAGAGGAUAAACCAAGGCUCAUCCAUGGUGUAGGCAAACCAGAUGAGGUGCUUGAGUGCAUUGAAAGAGGCGUGGACAUUUUUGAGAGCUUCUUUCCCUUCCAAGUGACAGAGCGAGGCUGUGCCUUGGUUUUCAGUUAUGACUGGCAUCCAGAUCCUGAAACAACAGUUUUCAUGCAAAAUGGCACCCAGGACCUGGAGAAGAAUGAUGCUGAAGAAGACCAGGGUGAAAUCUCCAAAGCUGACCCAGAAAUGACACCAUUUGAGAUAUGUCUAAAGGACAAAAGGUACCAAGAUGAUUUUGGUCCUGUGCUGGAAGGAUGCACGUGUUACUGUUGUCAGAGGCAUACUCGUGCCUAUGUCCAUCACCUCCUCGUGACCAAUGAGCUGUUGGCUGGUGUUCUGCUCAUGAUGCACAACUUCCAGCACUACUUCAGUUUCUUCAGUGCCAUAAGGGAUGCCUUAAAAGACAAUAAACUGGAUCAGCUGAAAGAGCUUGUCUUCAGGCAGGCACUUCAAAGCCCAGCAAAUGCGAAGCCAGGCCAGUAACUUCAGAAAGCAUAGAGGAGGAUGCAGGCUACAUCCUCAUCUAUUGGGACUGUGCUAAGGUGACUGCCAGCAGGGUCACCUGGACCUAUUAGUAGUAAAAUGCUUGCUUUCCUAGAGGGAACUGAAGGAGACAUUUGAAGAUCUCUCUUCUGUGGAGAAGGAAGGUCUUACUCUAACCCUCAAUGUCCCUUCCAGUUAGUUGGCUUAAGUUUUUAUUGGGGUAUAAAAGAGACUGAACAGCUCAAGACCAGUAUGGGUAGCUUUGUUUUCAGUUACUCACUGUUGGCUUUCAUGUAGAAGGACAGAAUUAUUGAACUUGUGACUGAAGAAGCAGCAAGCUGAGAAAGUUGGGGCUAUUCAGGCUGGAGAAGAGAAGCUGCAUGGAGAUCUCAUAGCAGCCUUUCAGUAUCUGAAGGGGGCCUACAAGGAUGCUGGAGAGGGACUCUUCAUCAGGGCCUAUAGGGAUAGGACAAGGGGUGAUGAUUUUAAACUUACAGAAGGGAUGUUCAGGUUAGAUAUAAGGAAGAGGUUCUUUACUGUGAGGGUGGUGAGGCACUGGAACAGGCUGCCCAAAAAAGUAGUAAAUGCUCCAUCUCUGGCAGUGUUCAGGGCCAGAUUGGAAAGAGCCUUAGAUGACCUGGUCUAUUCUGAGGCAUCCCUGCCAAUGGCAGGGGAUUGGAACUGGAUGAUCUGAAGGUCCUUUCCAACCCAAACCAGUCUGUGAUUCUGUAUACUUAAGAUUAAUCCAGCUGCCUGGAGGCUCAGCAGCUGUUUGGGACUCUGAUCCAAUACCCAAUGGAUAUUAUAGGUAAUUAUUUUUCUUAGAAAAUCCUAGUGAUGUGGUUGUCCCAUCGUGCAGCUCCUCGAUGAGAGAUCCCACCUCACUUUAACAUGGUUCCUUGUGGCUGUUGUGAGCAUCUGUGUCCCUGAAUAGAACUGACUGGAAGUGCUGCUGUGUUCAGUGGCACAAGGAACUGACUGUACUACUCUCAUGCUGCCUGUGGUACAGUAUGUUCUCUGGGCCAGGAGGAAUCCCUCCACCCCAGCCUGGCCUAAAAAACCCCUGCCUCAGGAACCACAGUCUAUGCCAUGAGAGCCAGAAGGAAGAGAACGUAUGUAAUCCAUGCCCUGCUGUAGAAAGUUUUUUGACUUUGUACCCUUUCACCUGUAUGGACGAAUGUUUCACUCCUGCCUAGCAUGUGGAUGGUGAUGAAUGUACCACUCUUUCCAGCUGUCCUAGUGCUGCUCAGAGAUCAAGCUACACAAAUGUCAGGGUGGGAUGGAGCUAUGGAAGUGAUGGAUCUCAAGAAAGUGUUCAGAAAAGAUUCUUGUGACUCCUUGUUUUAAAAUAAGACUUUGUUAUGACACAUUCCUCUCAUUCAGUUUUAUUUUUUUAUGCCCUGAGCUUUAGAAUCCUGGAUUUAUUAAUUUUUUAUUAUGAA
Messenger RNA from Melopsittacus undulatus (budgerigar), 2852 nucleotides. It is a transcript of the gene QTRT2, whose product is annotated as queuine tRNA-ribosyltransferase accessory subunit 2. Bases 127 to 1410 code for a protein of 427 amino acids. NCBI's taxonomy places the organism in Eukaryota, Metazoa, Chordata, Aves, Psittaciformes, Psittaculidae. The transcript is spliced from 8 exons. Gene Ontology annotation, molecular function: tRNA-guanosine(34) queuine transglycosylase activity. The record is from RefSeq and is a predicted model, not a curated record.